AUGCUCACCUCCGGCCUCACAAAUGCGCCCCUCACCAAAUCCCUCCUCAUCUACACGAUCGCCUCAUCGAUCGCCCUCUCCCUCUUCGACAUAAAACACCUCGCCGUGAUCUAUGUAUCGCCUCAUAUCUGGCCCUACGCCCAGUUCUGGCGUGCAAUGGUGUGGCAAGUCGCUGGCUUCACCAAUUCCACCGAGGCCCUCUUCGCCGCAAUGCUAGUCUACCAUCUACGGGUUGUCGAACGCGCGUGGGGGAAGCGGAAGAUGGCGACGUUCCUACUCAGCACACUACCCUAUACAACUCUCCUCCCGCCAAUUCUCCUCGCCCUCCUAAUCCGCCCUCUAUCCCUAAACAACCUCAAUUACCUCCCCUCGGGCCCAACAGCUACCAUCUUCGCUCUGCUGGCGCAGUACCACGCCACCAUCCCAUACACCUACCGCUACCGCAUCGGGUCAACAUCCUCCCCCGCAACAAACACCAACAAUACCAGCAAUGAUUCCUCCAAUACCACACAGCCACAGCCACAGCCAAAACCCCAACCACCAAGCCUAUCCCUCCUCCUCUCCGACAAAUCAACCACCUACAUCGUCGCCGCCCAGCUAGCCCUCUCCCAGUUCCCCGCAAUGCUCCUCCCGUCAGCCGUGGGCUGGAUCGUCGGCGUAGCCUGGCGCGCGGAGCUGCUACCGGGUUUGUCCCCGGCUAGCACUGGCUUCCGCGUUCCGGCUUGGGUAGUUGGCGAGCAGGAGCGGAGGGGUGGUUCGGACUCUGGGUCUGGUGGUGCGGAGAGAGAGAGGUACGAGGAUCUGCGACGGAGGUUGGAGGGUGAGGUUGCUUCGGCUUCGGGCUUGGAGGGGUCUGGUGCGCAGGCUCAGAGACGUGCGAAUAGUACGGAGGCUGGCGCGUUUGUUAAUCGGUUGACUCGUGAUUGGUAG
Penicillium mononematosum is the source of this 930-nucleotide messenger RNA. RefSeq names its product protein dscB (gene dscB). Lineage: Eukaryota; Fungi; Ascomycota; Eurotiomycetes; Eurotiales; Aspergillaceae. The transcript has 2 exons. The coding region runs from base 1 to 930 and encodes 309 amino acids. The record is from RefSeq and is a predicted model, not a curated record.